AGCAAAGGAAACCUCCCUCCCCGAAAGCGAACCCCUCUCCCCCCCUACUUUUUACGACGAGAAGACCGACGCGACCGCGCGGUUCUGGCCGGACAGAGCCGCCGCCCCCCUCCCCUCGCUACCCCGCCGCCGCCCCGCCUCACCUGACGACGUUGGAACUUCCACGCAAAGACCGGCGUCAUGCUGUGCCGGAAGCUUCUGUUCCUGGCGAUCAUAGGUCUCACUGCUGCAGCACCCGAUAAGCCACUAAGAAACAAUGGAGGCUCAUCUGAAGAAAAUGUUUUCUUCAUUUCUAACAACCCUCGUGCACGCUCCCAUGGCGGCCGUCCUGGGUUCGUAGGACAUGGUGGAAGAUUCCCAGUGUUCGCAAGACAUGCUAAGCCACGAAUCAGGAUCUCAGUCAGGCCUCCCGCUGGGAUAAUUGACACAAGUGCUGUUAAGUCCUCAGCAGCUGGGGGCAGUGCUGUUAGGUCCUCAGCAGCAGUUGGUGGCAGUGCUGUUAGGUCCUCAGCAGCAGUUGGUGGCAGUGCUGUUAGGUCCUCAGGAGCAAUUGGAGGUAGCGCUGUAAAAUCAGCAUCUGGCGCUGGCUUCGAAGGGUACUUUUAUCCGGUCCCAGAGAAUCCUCUCCUUCUAGAUGGGUCUGCAGCAAAGCCAGCUCCAUCACCUACAUCUCUACCAAACCAAAUACCUUCACAGUCCUAUGGCACUCCAGCCUCAUCACACUCUGUUUCUACCAAUGAAGAGGAUGUUGGUUUAUCAAGUGCAGUCCCCUUAAGUGCUGAUGAGGCUUCGUCGGGAUCCCUUGGGAAAGCUAUUGCCCAGAUACUUUCCAAGCUGACAGGUGGCACGGUCCAAUCAAUCAGUGGCAGUUCUGGGUAUGAGCCUCCACCUGGCCCAGUUGGUAAUGUUAACUUUUUCACAGCCUCAGACCCAAAGCAAGUGAAUGCUGGCUCCAAUCCUUCUAAAAGACCAGUCAUCUUACAACCAAGAGUUGAAACUCAUGCUUUCAUUGCUGUAUCACCCUCUGCAACAAAACGACCCAGCACAAAGUAUAGUGCACCAACUGGAGGACACGCUGUUGCAUCACAGCCAGUGGCCCCUGCACCAGCUCCUAGUACAGGCUAUGGAACACCACUGGCAGGACAUGCUGUUGCAUCACAGCCAGUAACCCCUGCACCAGUUCCUAGUACUACCUAUGGAACGCCACUGGCAGGACAUGCUGUCGCUUCACAGCCUAUUGCUCCAGUGCCUUUGCCGCAACAGCCCAGCACAGAAUAUGGCACACCAGUGGGCGGCCAUGCUGUUGCUUCACAACCUGCUACACCUGCACCUGCUCCACAACCCAGCAGUGGUCAAGCUUUUACACCACAGCCUGUCGCCCCUGCACCUGCUCCUAGCACAGAAUAUGGUACACCAUUUGGUGGUCAAGCUGUUGCUCCAGCUCCACAACCUGUUGCUCAACCGCCUGUCAGUGGGCAAGCUGUUGCCUCUCAGCCUCUUGCCCCAGCUCCACCUCCAUCUACUCUGUAUGGCGUCCCUGUAGCACCUCACUCAGCUCCUGUACACUCUGAAGUUCAAACAGGUGGUUCCGCAGUUGCUAGCUCUUCCCAAGCAGCCCUUCCUACUCCAACUCAUAGUCCUUCUUUCCCUGCCCCUACUACCUUUGCUGCCGCCCAUGGUGUUCCAAGUGGCCCUCCUCCUCCAGCUCCACCUGUCCAAACACCUGCUCAAUCUGGCCCACCUUUUAUCCCUACUGCUCCUUCAUUUACUACUCCUCCCCCAGCGUUCUUUACAUCUGCACAAACGUUUGCCCCUGCUUCGCAAACAUUCACUACACCAGCUCCAUCUGCUACUCCCACUGCCAUAACACAUACAACCCCUGCCCCAACAUUCACUCCUGCUCCCCCAGCAGUCACUCAUGCUGAUACCACUCCCGUUUUUGAAUUCCACACACAACGAUUUGAAUUUGGAUCCCCAGUCCCUACAGACGCAGGAGUAACAGGAGUUGCUCAUGGUGCCACUGGCUUCCAAAGUGUUUCUACCCCAAGCCCGUUCCCAUCUAUCACUGUUCGAGGUGAGACAGGACAGAGUGCUGUUGGAUUUAGUACUCCCCAAACUCCAGUUGAUUUUAGUGCUCCACCAGCUACAAUUGGCAUAAGCACUCCUCAACCUGCUGCAGGUUUUGCGGCUCCUCAACCUGCUGGAGGUUUUGCGGCUCCUCAACCUGCUGGAGGAUUUGCGGCUCCUCAACCUGCUGCAGGCUUUGCGGCUCCUCAAUCUGCUGGAGGAUUUGCGGCUCCUCAACCUGCUGCAGGUUUUGCGGCUCCUCAAUCUGCUGGAGGUUUUGCGGCUCCUCAACCUGCUGCUGGUUUUGGUGUCCCUCUGACAGCAGCUGCUUUUGGUGCUCCUCAGGCAGCAACUGGUUUUGCUAACUUUGGGACCACUUCGGGUGCCUUAGGUACACCUCAAGUUGUUGCUAACUUUGGUGCUCUUAGAGAUGAUUUAGGUCAAGUGCCAACAAGUUUCGGCAACAACCUAGGAGUUGCAAAUUUUGGAAAUACUCAGGGUGUCACAAAUUUUGCAUUCCCUAGCUCUGGAGCAUCUCCAGCAGUAGCUGGUGUUGGUACUCCUCUGGAUACAGCUGUUUUUGGCGCUCACGAGGUUGCAGGUGACUUUGGUGCCCCUCAGGGUGCAGCUGGGGGUAUUGGUUUGGUGCUCCUCCAGCUGGGCUUUGGUGCUCCUCAGGAUGCAGCUGGCUUUGGUGCUCACCAGAAUGCAGCUGGCUUUGGAGUCCCUCAAGGUGCAGCUGGUUUUGGUGCUCACCAGGAUGCAGCUGGCUUUGGAGUCGCUCAAGAUGCAGCUGGCUUUGGAGUCCCUCAAGAUGCAGCUGGCUUUGGUGCUCCCCAAGGGCCAGUUGGAUUUGAUGUAACCCAAGGUGCAGUAAGUUUUGAUGCCCCUCAGGGUCCAACAGACUUUAGUGCACCCCAGGGUGCACUUGGCUUUGGUGUUCCUCAAGAGCCACUUGCCUUUGGUGCCCCUCAGGGUACAGUUGACGGUAGAACUUCUCUGGAUGCCUCGAGCUUUGCUGUUCCUCAAGCUGCAUCAGGUUUAGACACAGCAGGCGGUAAUGCUUUCAGUGUUUCUAAUGUUGGGUUACCAGUUCAUCCUGGCAAUGUUGGUGUGCCCUUAGCCAUCACCAACCCACAAGGCAAUUUCAAUCCUGUAGGCAUACCAGGGGCAGAUUUUGGACCUACCCUCAACACUGGAGCAGAUUUUGGACCCAUCCUCAACACUGGACCAAACUUUGGCUUCGACUUCAACGCAAUUCCCUUUACCCCUGAAGAACAACAGGAGCUACUUGCUGCAGCAGGAAUCGGAACACCAGCAUUUGGUAACUUCAAUUUCCAAGUGAAGCGAGAUACAACCAAAGCUAGUGAAAGUUCUGAAGACACGUCCUAACAUGCCAUCAGAGCAGUGGUGUUGGCUGGGCCUUGCCUGGUGCCAGGCUCACAUAUUCACACUAGUCUUCCAGCACUGCUCUUUCAUAUUCUCACUUCAGGAAGCGUGGGUCAAGUUCAUCGUCUACCUUUAUCUCUUCUCUCAUUUCCUAGUCUUUAUAAAGAUAAUGUUGUUUCAUUUCCUAGUCUUUAUAAAGAUAAUGUUGUUUAUAAUGUUAACUUUUAGUGUUAUGUCCAUGACCCAGCACCAAAAUGUCUGUCUUGCUGUACCUUUGCUUCUGUGUUACAUAUGUGUUCGUAUCUAGGGGAAACUGGAGAGUUCAGCGGGACAGGAAAUCACGAACAAACUCCUUGUGUUUACUUUAGAAAAAAAAUAAAAAAUCAUGAGAAAACAAUCGAAAGUCCCCACGGGUGUCCAGAUAUUUGGUUCACAAAGUACAAUUCCUUCCCCCUCCUUUCCUCUGCGCAACCACAGUUUCCAGGCUAUCCUCCUCACUACCCCUGCUCUUCGUCCCUUCUCUAUCCCCCACCCAAACACACUACUUGUCUGGACGCCGCAUAUCCGCUUACGUGAUGAUCGCUCAAAACGUCCCAACAGACAAUCAGUUUCCUCUAAAUAUUUUGAUACUGUAUUUAUUUUUAGUAACAAAAAUAAUCUCCAUACCAAUA
This is a messenger RNA of Penaeus vannamei (Pacific white shrimp), 4127 nucleotides long. The record is from RefSeq and is a predicted model, not a curated record. Lineage: Eukaryota; Metazoa; Arthropoda; Malacostraca; Decapoda; Penaeidae.